Molecule: messenger RNA, 1062 nt
Organism: Sporothrix brasiliensis 5110
Lineage: Eukaryota; Fungi; Ascomycota; Sordariomycetes; Ophiostomatales; Ophiostomataceae
Exons: 1
Coding region: 1-1062 (353 amino acids)
Biological process (GO): TOR signaling
Cellular component (GO): cytosol
Source: RefSeq, a predicted model, not a curated record
AUGGCUGCCCCAGUAAACGACAUCACCUCGCCAAACGAGCCCUUCCUGUCGCCCGCCGACCUUGCCCAGGCGACGCGUACACAUGUUGUGCAGGGCCGGUGGCAAGUCAGCUCGCGUAAGCUGCCCAUUUCGCGCGCCAGCGCCAUCGACGCCAUGACGGAUCGCAUUUCCAUCCCUGUGCCCGAGAUGAUCUUUGGCGACAACCAGGUGGCCAUACAGCACCUGCCGUCCGGAUGGGCCAUCUGGUUUGAUGCGGGCGACGCGCUGGACGAGGUCGAUAAGACGGGCCAGGGCCGGCUGCAGGUUGCGUAUGCGAGCGACUGGGCAAGCAGCCGGGAGAUGAGUUCGGUCGAGGGCAUCCAGGAUGUGCGGCCGUACGACUGGAGCUACUCAACGCCAUACAAGGGCACGGAGAAGCCUGUCGGUAGCAGUGCCGGUAGCAGUGCCAGCGGCAGUUCCAGGUCCAGUGCCAACACAGUAUCAACAACGCCGGCAUCUGCAUCCACAGCAGACGCAGCAGCACCCGCCGUCAAUGGUACGGCACCAGAAAGCGCACAGGACACCAGCACAACCCUCCGACCACCGCCGCCACCAAGUCCAUCUCGGUCGGCAUCCUCUUCGCCUUCCUCCUCCCGCCUCUCACCCACGACAGCCGUCACUUCCUUGCCCCUCGACCUCCUUCGCCGUCGCGAUCCCAUCGUCUUCAACGACGACGUUAUCUUGUACGAAAGCGAGCUCGACGACAAUGGAAUUUCGGUUUUGCGCGUCAAGAUCCGUGUCAUGCCACAGCGUCUCUUGUUGCUUAGUCGCUUCUACCUGCGCCUCGACAACGUGCUCGUCCGCGUGCGCGACACCCGCGUCUACGUCGACUUUGACACCGACGAGGUCCUGCGCGAGUACACCGCUCGCGAGGACUCGUUUACCAACCUCCAACGUACACUGGCCUCCCGAGGCUUGCGCGCCGACGCCAUCAUGGUGGCCCUGCGGGACGCCAACCAAGUGGCCGACCUGCUACCCGUUGUGGAGAGCACCAUGGAGAGGCUGGACCUGAGACGCAGCUGA